AUGGCUGGUGUUGAGGGGUUGCUGGAGAAUCUGCGGUUGUCGGAGGCGGAAAGGAAGAGCGUAUGUAUCAAUCUUGAGUCGGCAGAGAAGAAGGAUGAUGAUCAAGUGCAGGCUGUAGGGAAGUUGCUCUCGGAGAAGUGGACAAGGCCGGAGAUCAUUGAACAAACGGUGGGGUGGAUAUGGUGUCCGGUGAAGGGGAUUGAAUGCAAGGAUUUGGGAGAAAACAUCUUCCUUUUCUCCUUUAAUCAGGCAUCGGAGCUUUUGGUGGUUGCUGAUUUUGAUGGAUCGAAGUCUUUGGACGAAAUCGAUUUUUCUUUCAUCCCUAUCUGGCCGCGUAUUUCGCGUUUACCCAUGGGUAUGAUGAACAAGGCAGUGGCGAUGGUGAUUGGAAACGAGAUUGGGAAAUUCAUGGAGGUGGACUUUGUCAAUGAUGAUUUAGCGGCAGGCAGAUUUCUGCAUCUGAAAGUGCGACUGGAUAUUCGCAAACCUUUGAUGCGCGGCACAACAGUGAAUCUGGGUGAGGGCAAAGGUGAUCGGUGGUGUCCUCCUAUUACUUAUGAAUUUCUACCAGAUUUCUGCUACAUUUGCGGGAUUAUUGGGCAUACUGAUAAGCUAUGUUCCAAGAAAAUUGGAGUGAAUGAUCCAUUGCCUUUUAGCAAGGACCUACCGUCACGCAGAAGAGCAGGAUAUGAUGGGUUUCGAGGCCAGGAAUCACCGAGUUUUUCUUCACGAAGAAGGGGUGGCUUUGGCUCACGGUUUGUGGGAGGUUCUGGAAGUCAAGGUGGUGAGGGGACAUCUAGGAGUGAUGUUUUGUCUUGGAGGAAGGAGCCCAUGCAAAUUUCUCUAUCUGUAGAUGGGAUGGGGGCGAUGAUGAGAAGAAUAAGUCUCCUAGAAAAUUCAAGAGGAAAGAGGAAACCUCGGGAUAAUAGAAAGAAGGAUGCGCAACAAAGUACAGGGAUUUGGGGGGAAGGGAGAAAAGGGAUGGUGUUGAGAUGGAGACAGGAAAUAAGAAGGCUAGGAAGGGAUCGUUGGGCUGGCGGACCAGCUCGGCGAGUCAAAAUGAAGAUUAUCGUAUGGAACUGUCGCGGGUUGGGGAACGGCGCGGCAGUUCAAAACCUUCUGAAUCUUCAGAAGGAGGAGGACCCUGAUAUUAUGUUCCUUUCCGAAACUAAAAUGGUUGAGAACAGAAUUAAAGGCUUCAGGUGGAAGCUGGGAUUGACAAAUAUGGUGGCGAAGGAUUGUGUUGGGAGCAGUGGUGGCCUUGCAAUAUUUUGGAGGAAGGAGGUUGAUGUACAUGUGCGGAUGAUCUCUAAUCGGUACAUUGAUGCAGACGUGAAAGAAGUGGAAGGAUUUCUAUGGUGA
Molecule: messenger RNA, 1362 nt
Organism: Miscanthus lutarioriparius
Lineage: Eukaryota; Viridiplantae; Streptophyta; Magnoliopsida; Poales; Poaceae
Source: the annotation of a GenBank genome assembly